AUGUCCAUGGAUACAGCGUUGGCACUGGUGCAGUCGGCCAAUGGGCUGAUGAGUAAAGUCGAAUUACUCAAGGGGCGCAUGGGGCUCCUGUCUGGUAUGGUUGAUGCUGCUUUGAAGAAUCAGCCACAGCCAGACGGCCAAUACCUCUUGGCUGGAGUGGAGCGUCUGACAAGAGUCAUUGAUGAUGACGUCGGCAAGUUCAGAGGUAUUGUCGACGAAUACGAGAGUGAGCUCGGCUCAUUCCGUCAGUAUUUUGCCUCUGAAAAGGUGAACCUGGAAGCAUCAAUGGCGGAGUUACACGACAAAGGAGAGAGGCUGGUCAAGGAGAGGGACCAACUUGAAGCCCAAAAGCAGCAGUUUGCUGUCGACAAGGAUCAAGUUGAACGUGAGCAACAGCAGAUUUUGGACCACAAGGCUCAAGUCGACAGUGACAUGGAGACUAUUCGUACCUCUCAAGCGACAAUCGAAGAAGAGAGGCAGCAGAAUACAGUCGCAAGAGAUGAGAUCAAGCGUCAAGAGGAGGAAUUCUCUCACAAAAAGGACCAAGCCGAACUUGAGAGGCAACAGCAUGCCACGGCCAUGUCCAAGGAAAAGGAAGAGAUUCAAGCUGAGCGGGCAAAGGUCGUCCAUGAUCAGCAGACCCUAGCCGCGGAACGACGAGAGCUCACCACAAGAGAGGAGGCUGUCAGUAAUGAGCGCGCCGCACUGGCAUGUUGGCAGGACUCUAUCAAUAGAGAAAGACUACGGGAUGCCGAGUUCAAGGGUGAACUCGACACCAUGCAGACAUUGGUGGCAGCGGAGCGAGACGAGGUGGCAGCCGCACAAGAAGCAGCGGCUGUUGAGCGUCGGAAGAUUCAAGAGAGUUUGGCAGUCGUCGCUCGCGGAGAAGAAAAGAUUGCGAGCGACAAUGCAAACAUUGCCCGUCAACAGGCAGAGAUUGACGAGCAGAAUCGCUUGGUAUCAGAAGCCAAGGUACGCCAAGAUGAGCGCGAUUCGCGUUUCAAGACGACUUUGGAGGGUGUGAAUCAAAUCAUCCUCGACAAUGCCAAUCGUGAAAAGGCAAAGCACGAGGAUGAGAUCCAAAGUCUUCGAGACAGAAUCGCGACCCUAGACCAGGAAAAGCUGACUGAGAGCAUGGCUCGAGUCAGACUUGAGGAGCGUCUGCAACCGAUUCAGGCGACGGUGGAUGAACUCCGGCAGCAGCUCGGGUUAGCCAAGCUAUCAGAGCAAGGUGCUAUAGCAAGGAAUAACCUGAGCUCUGACAAGUUGCUGGAAUUUACAAAACAGUUUCUGGAGCACGAAAGGAACCGCAUGUCUCAAGCCGGUGCGUCUCGGAGCCAAGAGUCGGCUCCGGGUGCAUCUCAGAGCCAGUUGUCGGCUCCGGGUGCUUCUCGGGGCCAAGAGUCGGCUUCCAGUGCGUCUCGGAGCCAGGUAUCUCAAGCAGCCGGUGCGUCUCGGAGCCAGGAGUCGGCUCCUGAAGCCGUGCCACAGAAAGUACAGACCCCACAACCCAUGGCCAAGCGGGAUCGCGAAAUGUCGCCACCCCAAGCCCAAGCCGUCAAGAAACCAAUGAGUGAGGCAGACAAGGACAAGCGGCAAUGGUUGCGUAUGGUCCAAGAGGUUUGCGACUUUUUGAACACUUACACAGCCAUAAAGUCGGCAGAUUCCCGGCCCAUACCGGUGGGCGCGGCAAUGCUUCUACUUUGUAUUAGUGCGGCGUCAAGUGAACAGACGCGUUUCUUUAUGACGGACCUUGGGCUACACGCUCGUACUAACGAGUGGGUUUGCCUAAUGGGCAUGAUGGAACGUGGGCGCCUUUGGCGCCUGGCUUGGAUCGAGGGUGACAACAAGUCUUGCCCUCAACACAAGCACGAAGAGUGUUUCCAGGUUCGAAGAUCAGGUGAUCACGAGCUUGAAUAUCGACUCGUGGGGAAGCCCCCGUCUCCAGACGGACCCAGUGCAAUGGAUUUGUUCAGUCGGUUGAUGGAUGAAGAAGAAGAAGAAGAUCAGUCCGAGGGACAGGAUAGUGAAUCGGACGAGUAG
This is a messenger RNA of Pestalotiopsis fici W106-1, 2043 nucleotides long. RefSeq lists its product as uncharacterized. The transcript has a single exon. Bases 1 to 2043 code for a protein of 680 amino acids. Lineage: Eukaryota; Fungi; Ascomycota; Sordariomycetes; Amphisphaeriales; Sporocadaceae. The record is from RefSeq and is a predicted model, not a curated record.